This is a messenger RNA of Linepithema humile (Argentine ant), 4061 nucleotides long. Lineage: Eukaryota; Metazoa; Arthropoda; Insecta; Hymenoptera; Formicidae. The record is from RefSeq and is a predicted model, not a curated record.
AAUGGACUUUCUAAAUUUUUUAUCGUCUUGUAUUUAUUUCAGUUAGUUGGGCACGUUAUCAAAGGCGGCGGAAUUGCUAUCUCGGGACAAGAGCAACGACAAUUGGGUGGCGGUUUCUUAGAAGGCGAAGGCGCGCCACGAGGUUCCGGUGGCUAUUUAGGAGAAUUAACAAUGGUGCAACUCUACAACGUUGCUCUGACCGCGGGAAAGGCGCAUAAAGAUCACAAACAUCACCAUGCGCAUCAUUACGAACACGAUACCAGUAAUAACAUGCCGAGGACCACCACACAACCUCCCAUAACCGGACCGCCUUUACCGCCGCAUCCCUUGCUUACCGGUGGACAAAUCAAUACACAAGUGAAGAUCAAUCCGGGAGCAUCGAUUCAGAUUGUACAAAACGGCGUGACCAUUCGUCAUCCGGCAUUACCGCCGGUUCCGGAAUCACCUCCGCAGCCGCUGCCGCCCUUGAAUCUCGAUGUUCUCUCGACGGCCUUUCCCGCGCUUGCGACGAGCUUCAUAAGCAAUCCGGCGCACCAGUUACCUACUGUUGAAAGACCGUCGUCCAUUUUCCCGGAUGAGCCGUAUCAUAAUCUUUUUAAAAGAGAGAGGUACGAAUCGAAGAAACGGAAUGUCAAGGACGAGGCAGUGAUAUCGAGUUUAACCGAAUCUGAGAAAUCAGUUGUAAAGAGAGAUAUUAAAACAGUUUCGCAAAUUGGCAACUCCGAUGGCAAGAUAUCCUUUGUACCGCAAUCGGAGACCGCAGAUGAUAAGAAGCUAGAAAAACGCGAGAUUGAGAAGAAGAAGAAGAGAGGACUGUUGCAAUUGAGCGACGGAUUGAUUCUUGAUGAUGGAUACGCCAUUCCUCAGAAAUUGGACAAUGAUUAUUUCACUGGACUAACGGGCUUCGGACUCGAAUUGUUUAAAGAAACGGAUGAAGAGAACGAGCGUGAGCCCGCUGAGGGUGAGGUCAGACUAGUGAUGGACAUAUGCGACGGCUGCACCGACGAGCCUUUCGGCAAGGCGCUAAUCAUAGGCUGGCGAACGGUGCCCAAAAAGCUCUAUUCCGGCGCGUUAUUUUUACCUGCCGUACAAGCGUGCAAAGCGUUCUAAACCAGCGCUUGAAAAUUUCCGGUAAUCGAUCAAUUCCAACAAUUUGAAUCUUAAGUUUGGACGUCAAAUAGUUCAGCCGCUUUGAGCUGAAAGUAUGUCUGAAUAGAUUGAAUUGCUCGAAUUCGGAAAGAAUAAGCAUCAAAUUUGAAUUAUUCGAAUAUCUUGACGCACACUGGAAAAAAAGUCUAGUUGAUUUUGAACAAACCAAACAGAUUCUAAUUGAGAUCUAUCAUUUUUCCUAUUAAUGCAACCAGAUUCUGGUAGAUUCAACUAGAAUCUGUUUGGUUUGUUCAAAAUCAACUAGCCUCUUUUUUCAGUGAAAUAUUGAUUUUAUUGGUUUUAUUGAUUUGUAUAAAGUUAGGUAAAAACGAAAAUUUUCUUUACCAAAACUAUGCAAAUUUUUGGACGUUACAAACUUACAUUAAUAGAUCAAUAACUGUUUACGUUCGAACUGUUCAAACUCUCCGAAAUGUCCAAAUUCGAUACUCAUUUUUUUCGAAUCUUUUGUCUGAGCUAGGGAUGUUCAAUUUUAUAAUAGAAAUUGUUUUUUUAAUUCAUCCUAAAUUGAGAUAACUAAAAUUGAUUCCCUAAAAAAUCUAAUUGAAAAAGAUCGAUUUCUCAAAAAUCAAUUUAAAAAAUUGCAUGCAAUUUAAAAAUAAGUAUAUACAAGGUAUCUCACACUAAUCGCACCACAAAGAUAAAAGCGCAUUUCUAAGAUUAUUUUAAAAUGAAAUUUCUAAUGCUAAAAUGUCGAGACUACAAUAGUUCACAACAAUAGUUCUUAAAUAAGAAGCAUUUAAGAGAAGGAAUUCUGGAGUCGUCUGUAAUACUGACAAAUGUUAAUUUUCUAAUAUAUGUAGAUUUUUUUAUUGCUUGUAUAGAAUUACAAAUUCUGUUCAAGGAUUAAAGUACAUAUACAGAGUGGUCUAUUUAAGUUGGCACAACUGAAUAUCUCGAAAACAAUACACUUAUGAAACAAAUGUUUCAAACAAAAGUUGUUUGUUUUUGAUGGGGAAAGAGAAACGUAUUAUUCAUUUUUGAUUUUUCAAAUAAGAACCUAUUAUUUUUUAGCACCUUCUUAUUCUAUGUAAAAAACAAGCAACUUUUAUCAGAAACAGUUUUUUUAUUUGACUUCUGUUUUGAAAGAUACUUAAACACUAAAGAUAGAUGAAGCAUUUAAUUGGCAUAUCUGAAUAUCUCGAAGACAAAGUAUUUUAUGAAAAAAUGUUUCAAACAAAGCUUGUUAAGUUUUAAGGAAGCAAUAGAUUGUUGUAAUCAUCUCAGGUAAUUACAAAAUGCUUUGUCUUCAAGAUAUUUAGAUGUGGCAAUAAAUGCCUCAUAUAUUUUUAGUGCUCAAAUAUCUUUCAAAAUAGAAGUCGAGUACAAAACUGUUUCCGAUAAAAGUUGUUUGUUUUUUUACAUGGAAUAAGAAGAUGCUAAAAAAUAAUAGGUUCCCAUUUGAAAAAACAAAGUUGACCUUCAAAUAAUCUUGAAAACAUCCACAAAAUAAAAAAUAAAUAACACGUUUCUCUUUUCCCCUAAAAAACAAACAACUUUUGUCCGAAACAUUUGUUUCUGAAAUGCAUUGUUUUUGGGAUAUUCAGUUGUGCCAACUUAAAUGGACCACCUUGUAAUAAUAGAUUAUGACUGGUUAACGUCAAACCAAAAAAAGAAAAAAAAAUUAGAAAAUUUGCUGACAAGUUAGCAGUUCAAACAAAUAUAUUUGUUUUAUAUAAAAGUUAUAUUGCUUGUAUAUGCAAAAUAAGACCAAAGAACAAAGAAGAGUAUAUCAAAUAAUGACGGAAACCUUUAAAAUUGAAUUUAAAGGUUUAGAGUUUUUAAAAAGUCAGGUAGACUCAAAUUUAUGCAUAGCAUGCAUGCAAUAUUUGAGUAAUAAGGUAAAAAAGAACAAUAGUUUUCGGAUAUUGACAUAGAGGCGCCGUACUAGUGCCGACUAGUGUUAUAAAAACAGCUGAUAAUGAAACGAACAGAAAUAUAUUGUGAUAUUGACAGUGUCCGAAAAACUCUAACUUUUUACCCGUACAUCUUACAGUGUACAUUAUGUAUGUAUGUGUGUAUAAAAAUAUAUAGUACUUAGUGUACUGUGCAGUAGAGAAAUAAUGGGAUAAAAAAUUUGUCCCUCUCUAGGCACAGCCUUGCGAAAAAAAUAUAGAUAAAAAGGUUAGUUUUUUUAUAUUUGAAGAAAUUGUUUCAAAAAAAUGUCAAUUGAUAUUACUUUCUAAUUGUUAGUGAGAGUCUUUAUUAUUAAUAUGAUUUUGAAAUAAUUCUCAAACAAAUAAGGCCAGAGGCGGUUUACUCAUGGACUGGCAUUUUUAAUAAAUAAAGCUAGAGGCACGGUUUACUCGUAGACUGGCAUUUUUAACAAAUAAAGCCAGAGGCAGUUUACUCGUAGACUGGCAUUUUUAACAAAUAAAGUCAGGCGGUUUACUCGUAGGCUGGCAAUUUUUUAUAAAUAAAACCAGAGAUGGUUUACUCAUGAACUGGCAUUUUUUAUAAAUAAAAUCAGAGGCGGUUUACUCGCGGACGGGCAUUUUUAAUAAAUAAAGCCAGAAUCUAGCGUAAGUUGACAAUUUUAAUAAAUAAAAUUUUAUAAAUAAAAUCAGAUGUAGUCCACUCGUGGACUGAUAUUUUUAAAGAAAUAUUUUUUUGUUAGUAAUUUGCUACUGUGUAUGUGUAAUCAAAUAGUUUGUAAAGUUUGCACUUUUUUUCUCGAUCAAAAUUCUAUCGAGAAUCUAUAAAUAAAACCAUGAUAUAACCGACACGAAAUACGCAUAUACAAAGUAUCUAAUAUAUAUAAACUAAAUGUAAAAAACUAUUUUAUUUGAGAAAUAUAUACAUAUAACGUACUGUACAUCUAACUGGAAAUGUCAUAUGUUUUCUUUAUUUUUAUCCUUAUAUAAUAAAUACAAAAUAAAUUAAUUAAUUAAUUA